Messenger RNA from Polyodon spathula (Mississippi paddlefish), 1070 nucleotides. Its product is annotated as phenylethanolamine N-methyltransferase. NCBI's taxonomy places the organism in Eukaryota, Metazoa, Chordata, Actinopteri, Acipenseriformes, Polyodontidae. The coding region runs from base 200 to 1063 and encodes 287 amino acids. The record is from RefSeq and is a predicted model, not a curated record. Gene Ontology annotation, molecular function: phenylethanolamine N-methyltransferase activity. Gene Ontology annotation, cellular component: cytosol. The transcript has 4 exons.
UCUCAGCUGGCUCCUGGAUGUCUCGAUAGCAUUUAAGUCCCAUUAAAUCUGUAUUGGCGCUGUGCUGACUGCCCAUGAGCAGAUCACGAAGAUUUAUUUAGUCUGCAACAGCGCUGUGUUUCGACCGCAGUUGUUUUACAGCUCCCCGGCACAUCCCUAAGAGACGGAGAGAGAAACAACGACACACACAGACCAAGAGAUGGAGAGACAGGGACAGAGGGACCGGGAGACACAGGAACGCCAGGCGGGCAGUCAGACAGAUGCGCAGGCGAGAGGGUCAGCGAUCAGGGAGAGCUAUCAGAAGUUCGACCCGCGAGCCUACCUGGAGAAUAACUACACCCCUCCCCGGGCUGACUUCUCCCGACCAGACAGCAUCGUGCCCUGGAAACUGAAAUGCCUGCGAGAAGCCUUCAGCCAGGGUGAUAUCUCGGGCCGCACUCUCAUUGAUAUCGGCUCAGGCCCCACAGUGUAUCAGCUGCUCAGCGCCUGCGAGUUCUUCCCGGAGAUCAUCCUGACAGAUUACCUGGAGGUGAACCGGCAGGAGCUCCAGCGCUGGCUCCGCAAUGAGGCAGAUGCCUUCGACUGGACCCCCUACAUCCAACAUGCGUGUGAGCUGGAGGGCAAGGGCAGCUCUGCCUGGCCUGCCAAGGCGGCUCGACUGCGCUCGGUGGCGAGUCAGGUGAUCCCGGUGGACGUGCAUUGCUCAAACCCACUGCACCCCCGAGUCCUGGCCGAACCGGCAGACUGCCUGCUGUCCUGCUUCUGCCUGGAGGCUGUGAGCCCAGACAGGGAGAGUUUCCAGCAGGCGCUGAGGAACGUGAGCUCCCUUCUGCGGCCUGGAGGGCACUGCCUGCUGAUUGGGGCUCUAGAUGAGUCCUUCUACCUGGCCGGGGAGGGAGUGCGCAUCCCCGUGGUGCCUGUGGACCAGCCCUUCGUGAGCAGCAGCCUGCAGCACUGCGGCUUCCAGAUCCUCACCUUCCACACGUACACACUGCCGCCCAGCAUGAAGGUGGGGGUCGAUGACGUGGCAGGCAUAUUCUUCGUCAAGGCCAAGAAAAUGUAGAGAGGGA